AUGCCAGGAACUAAAAGCCUACCAGUUAUCGACUUGAAUUUGGCUCUAUCCGAGGACACUAAACCGAAGCUUGUGGAGGAUCUUAGACGAGCCCUUACCGAGGUGGGAUUUUUUUAUGUGAUUAAUCCUCCUAUUGAAAACUUUCCCCAGCUUAUCAACGGAGUCAAAGAACAAGCUUUCAAAUUCUUCCACGACUUGCCUGCCGAUGAAAAGGACAAAAUUGAGAUGAUAAAUUCCAAGCACUUUUUAGGCUAUACCCGCCUGGGAAACGAAGUUACGUCAAAUAAAGUCGAUAUCAGAGAGCAAAUAGAUUUGGCCACUGAGCUACCUGCUCCAAAGAUUGCUUCCCAUGAUGAAAUCUGGAAGAACAUUGAAGGACCUAAUUUGUGGCCCAAUCAGGAACUACUGCCCGAUUUUAGACCUACUAUCGAGAACUAUCUAGAGAAAGUGUAUCAAUUUUCUCAAUGGUUCAGUGAGUUGGUACGUGAGGCACUACAGCUCCCUGAAGGCGCUUUCAGUAAGUACUUCAAACCAAGACAACAAUGUAAAAUGAAACUCAUCAAGUAUCCAGAGUAUAAAGAUGCAGAGAGUAGGUUGGACUUACUUCCAGAGAAUGAAGGCGUACCGCUGGACGAGACUCAAGGAUGUGGACCUCAUAGAGACUCCGAUUUCUUGACUUAUUUGUUCCAGGCCACUGCUCACGAAGCAUUGCAGGUUCAAGAUAUCUACCAUUCUGGUGAGUGGAUAACUGUGCCUCCAAUUGAAAACAGUCUAGUCGUUAAUGUUGGACAGACUUUAGAAUAUCUGACCAAAGGCGUAUGCCAUGCCACCAUCCACCGUGUAAUCACUCCCAGAAACGGUUCCGGUGAUCGUCUGUCGAUCCCAGUAUUCCAAACUAUUGACGUAAACUGUUACAAGUCACAACUAAAGGAUAUUCCCCAGGAGUUACUUGAUCUGAGAGACAAAAGAGACAAAGAAAUAAAAGGCGAAGCCAUCGGGUACCAAUUCAGCGUUGCUGAUGACACUUCAGAGGACGUCAGACCAGUUGGCUGGACUGUAUUCCAAAACAGACUCAAGUCCCACAGAAAUGUUGCCGCUAAAUGGUAUCCAAAAGAGUACAAAGAUACUAUGAAGCAAAUAGGUGUUUUUUUGGCUUGA
Komagataella phaffii GS115 is the source of this 1158-nucleotide messenger RNA. RefSeq lists its product as hypothetical. The coding region runs from base 1 to 1158 and encodes 385 amino acids. The transcript has a single exon. Gene Ontology annotation, molecular function: dioxygenase activity. NCBI's taxonomy places the organism in Eukaryota, Fungi, Ascomycota, Pichiomycetes, Pichiales, Pichiaceae. The record is from RefSeq and is a predicted model, not a curated record.